Molecule: messenger RNA, 1723 nt
Organism: Cicer arietinum (chickpea)
Lineage: Eukaryota; Viridiplantae; Streptophyta; Magnoliopsida; Fabales; Fabaceae
Product: protein DETOXIFICATION 27-like
Biological process (GO): xenobiotic detoxification by transmembrane export across the plasma membrane
Cellular component (GO): membrane
Molecular function (GO): xenobiotic transmembrane transporter activity; antiporter activity
Source: RefSeq, a predicted model, not a curated record
UCAAUCAUUCCUUCUCAUCUUUUUUUCCCCUCUACUUUUGUGUUUCUCAAUAAUCAAACAAACUUUGUGAGCUAUGUCGAAAAAGGAACUAGCUUCACCGUUAGGAGAAGCAAAGGUUCCAUUGUUACCAAAUCAUUCAACAACAAAUGAAGAUGAAGAAGGACAAGAUCUUAGUAGAAGGGUUUGGAUUGAAUCAAAGAAGCUAUGGCAUAUAGUAGGCCCUGCAAUUUUCAGUCGUAUUGCAUCCUAUUCUAUGUUAGUCAUCACUCAAGCCUUUGCUGGUCAUCUUGGUGACCUUGAACUUGCAGCCAUCUCCAUCGCCAACAAUGUUGUCGUUGGCUUCGAUUUUGGCCUUUUGUUGGGAAUGGCAAGUGCGUUGGAAACACUAUGUGGACAAGCAUAUGGGGCAAAACAAUAUUACAUGUUAGGCGUAUAUAUGCAGCGUUCAUGGAUUGUUCUAUUCAUUUGUUGUAUUUUUCUUUUACCUAUAUACCUUUUCGCAACGCCAAUGUUGAGACUGUUGGGACAACCCGAGGAUUUAUCUGUUCUAUCGGGUCAAGUUGCAAUGUGGAUGAUACCGUUGCAUUUUGCAUUUGCGUUACAAUUUCCUCUCAAUAGGUUUCUACAGAGCCAGCUUAAAACCGCUGCUAUAGCUUGGGUGUCUUUCGUGGCACUUUUGGUUCAUGUUUUUGUUAGUUGGUUGUUUGUGUUUAAGUUUCAGUUUGGUGUUAUUGGAACCGCUGCUACUUUGAAUUUCUCUUGGUGGGCCCUUACUUUUGGGCUUUUUGGUUACACUGUUUGGGGUGGUUGUCCUCUUACAUGGAAUGGGUUUUCUAUGGAGGCUUUUUCUGGGCUUUGGGAGUUUGUUAAACUCUCCGCUGCUUCUGGAGUUAUGCUAUGUUUGGAAAAUUGGUAUUACAGAAUUCUGAUAUUAAUGACUGGGAAUCUUCCGAACGCUGAGAUUGCAGUAGAUGCUCUGUCCAUAUGUAUGACAAUAAAUGGUAUGGAGAUGAUGAUUCCAUUGGCUUUCUUUGCUGCAACAGGAGUGAGGGUUGCAAAUGAGCUUGGAGCUGGAAAUGGGAAAGGAGCCAAAUUUGCUACUGCAGUGUCAGUGGUGACAUCAUUAAUAAUAGGAAUUUUCUUCUGGAUGUUGAUUAUGAUUUUUCACAAACAAUUUGGCUACAUAUUUUCAACUAGUAAACCUGUCCUUGAUGAAGUUAGUAACCUUUCUCUUCUAUUAGCCUUCACAAUUCUGCUUAACAGUAUUCAACCAGUUCUAUCAGGAGUGGCUGUGGGAUCAGGGUGGCAAUCAUACGUUGCAUACAUAAAUUUGGGUUGCUACUAUAUUAUUGGGGUUCCUCUUGGAUUUUUGAUGGGUUGGUUCUUCAAUCAAGGAGUUAUGGGAAUUUGGGCAGGGAUGAUUUUUGGAGGGACAGCAACUCAAACAUUGAUAUUAAGUUUGAUCACACUUCGGUGUGAUUGGGACAAAGAGGCAGAGAAAGCAAAAUUGCAUAUAACAAGGUGGUCAGAAACUAAACAACAAGUGAGCUAGUGUUUCUUUUGUUUAACUCCUGUGAAGAGCACUGGGAAGAAAAUGUUGUAAGCAAUAAUAUUCUUAGAGUAUUGACCCCUUCUGCAAUAUUAUCAUUCAAAGAUGAAUUAAAAAUUGAGUUAUUCUUUCGAUUGCUAUUUAUUUUCUACAGGAAGAAAUUUGUUAAAGAUA